GACCCCGACGUAGAAUUUGGUGGAAAAGAAACCCGGCAGGCGCUGGAAAGAAACCUCCUACGCAAGGUCGAUAGACGAAUGUCGAUUCUGGUGCUGAUAUACGUCCUCAAUUUCAUUGACCGAAACAAUGCAUCCGCUGCAAGGCUUCGGGGAUUCGAAGAGGAUCUCAACCUCAGAGGCACACAGUUUGCGAGCAUCUUAUCUGUGUUAUACAUUGGAUAUAUCAUCAUGCAAAUACCUUCAAAUAUGUUUCUUGACUACAUCGGAAAGCCCUCUUUAUACUUGCCUACAUGCAUGAUAAUAUGGGGUGGGAUAUCACUCUCUUCUACAAAACUAAUUAUCCGCAGCUUUUUGGGGGCCAUUUGCACGCGAUUCUUUCUCGGCUUCGUGGAAGCCGCUUUCUUUCCCGGUGCUUUAUUUCUCAUCUCAAAAUGGUACAAACGCACCGAGCUCUCACAAAGAACUGCCCUACUUGCAUGUGGAAGUCUUGUGAGCAACGCUUUUGGCUCCUUGAUUGCCUCCGCUAUUCUUGACAGCAUGGAAGGUCGGUUAGGCUACGCUGCAUGGAGAUGGCUUUUCUUCAUUGAGGGUAGCCUAACCGUAAUUGUGGCUAUAUGCGCUAUAUUUAUACUUCCGGACUUUCCUGAAACAUCAUUCGGUUGGUUGACUCCUGCUGAACAGGCCUUAGCACAAAGACGAAUGCAAGAAGACCACGGGUCGGUCGAAGAUGAAAAGAAACCUGUCAGUGGACUUCAACUCGCGCUGACGGACGGAAAAGUGUGGUGGCUAGCCAUUGCUCUCAUCGCCUUCAAUGUAUCUCUGAGCUUCAAUGUAUUCUUUCCGACCCUUAUGUCAACUCUGGGAUAUUCCACCACGAUAACUUUACUGCUUUGUGUGCCACCUUGGGUUUUUGCUACCGUAGUUGCAGUUUGUGUGUCCAAACACUCGGAUUACACUGCCGAACGGUUCUGGCACCUAUCGGGCUCUUUCUUGGUUGGCAUUUUUGGAUUCCUUUUGGCCAUGUCAACCAUGAACGUUGCGGCGAGAUAUGUAUCCCUAUUUUUCCAAGCUCAGUCGUAUGCGGGGUUCAUUUGUUUUCUUGCCUGGGCCAGUGGAUCUGUGGCUAGGCCACCAGCCAAGCGGGCUGUGGCUCUCGCAUUGAUCAAUACUGUAUCGUCUUUGGGAAAUGUGCUUGGAUCUUACUUGUGGCCGAAGUCAUGGGAACCGACUUAUUCGAAAUCGUUUACCGUCUGUAUCUUGACGAGCGGUUCAGGAUUAACGAUGUGCUGGUUAUUCAAACGACACUUGGCAGCGCUGAAUGCUUGCGAAGAGAAACGGGAAGUAGAGAUAGGAUCUAAGAGAGGAUACAGAUACCUAUUGUAGUACGUACCUUGGUGCACAGUAUUGGAGGGCCGAACGGCGAAAUAUCGGUAUCACCUUGGUAUAUGAUAUCAUUUUUAGACAACGGUGGUCACGAUCGCGCGACGACAUUAUUUGGCUUUACGAUGUCAUUCGGGUUUCUCAUCUUCUCCUCGAACCAUGAGUACAGUUAUCCGCCACUUGAAAAACUGGUCAUUUACUCAAAUUGGGGGCGGCGAAGGUACAAAAGAUGAUGAAUGGCUGCAAGCAACUCAAUUUCCGACUACCAUUCAUGUUGAACUCUUGAAAUACAAGAGGAUAUCUGAUCCAGUACGAUUCUUUAUAUUGAGCUUGUGUUAUCUGAUCCUUUCUUUCAAGUUCAUCGGCCUGCAUGAGUGGGAUGUACAGUGUAGGCAUG
Molecule: messenger RNA, 1777 nt
Organism: Guyanagaster necrorhizus
Lineage: Eukaryota; Fungi; Basidiomycota; Agaricomycetes; Agaricales; Physalacriaceae
Product: MFS general substrate transporter
Exons: 10
Coding region: 79-1383 (434 amino acids)
Biological process (GO): transmembrane transport
Cellular component (GO): membrane
Molecular function (GO): transmembrane transporter activity
Source: RefSeq, a predicted model, not a curated record